AUGAGUAAGAGGAAGAAGCUUCGGACCUCAGGGAAAGGAAUCCGUCCUCCAAAACUUCCAAAGAACCCAAGGUUAGGAGACUCUGACGGGGACCCCCAGAGUUCCAAGUUGGGCCAUUGGCAUCACCCUGAAGAGACAGAAAGCAGAUCAGGACCCGCUCCCUCUGCAGAGCAGAGCAGGGAGGAACCAGGGCAGGCAGCUUCCAGCUCUCCUUAUGAGGAAGCAGGAGCUCCCUCCAGUCUCCUCGGGGAGCCAGAAAAAGAGCCAGUUCGCCUUCCUCCUUCCCAGAACUCAGUCGGGAGGUUUGUCCCCCAGUUUGCGAAACCCAGGAAGACAGUGACAGGACGAGCAGAGAGGAGGGAAGAGGACCCCAGGAGUGGGGCCUUCAGCUUGGAAACACUGCCAGAACCUAGUGCCCAGCAGGCCAGAAGCCAGCCUCAAGAGGAGUCCCCAGGGCUUGCCCUCCAGGAGACCAGGGACCCAGGAGACCAGACCCAGGCAGACAGCGCCUGCCCCGAGCCCAGCGGCCAAAACCCUGUGACGCCUGUGCCUGGCGAUGGGGAUCCUCAGCCCUUGGCCUCCAGCAUUGCCUCUCUGGAGUGGGGAACAGUGCCCUCGGCCUCAGAGAGGGCCAGCCAGGACCACCUGUCAAAGCAUGGGACCAACGUGCCAGAUGGUGGAAGCACGGAGGAGGGUUGGGUUCCAGGUGAUCAUGGCCAGAAAGGGCACCUGCCAGGCAGUGAUCCUGAAGAGGAGCCAGACCAAGGAGCCCCUCAGGAGGGAGGUGCCCGAGGGGAAGCAGGAGCUGAGCUGCCUGAGGAGCGCCAGGAGGAAGAAGAUGGCAUCCUGGGCCCAGAGCCCAGAUCUGCAGCCCAGGGCCCUCCUGACGCUCUGCAGACACCCAGCUGGACUGGCGGGGGAGCAGAGUGGAGCUAUAGCAGCCCAAGAUGCUCCCGCCUUGGGGCUGUUGUCAUCGCAGGUGUGAGCACAGACCCCACGGAGCCAGAACAGAGGGCUCUGGGGGUGGCUGGGCCAGACGGGACGGUCAAUGCCAGGGUGACUGCCUCUCCCAGCGGGAAGGCUUCUGAUGGAGGCCACAGCAGGGCCCUGCUCGGGUGCAUGCCUCUCACUGGGGAGACCACAGGAGGCAGAGAGGAGGCAAGGCGGGAAGACAAGCCCCCUGAUGAUGUCCCGGGGGGCCUCGCAGCCUCCCUGGCUCUGGCUCACGAGAUCCAAGAGCCCACAAUAGGUGUUGGGGAUUCCAGCCCUUUAGCCUUGGAAAUGGGUCCAGGUGUGGGUCAGACACAGGUACCAGGCCCGGAUCAAGAAGGGCUGGGAGGUAUGUGCUUGCUGCCUUUGCUGUUGCAACCUGUGGGUGAAAAGGCAGCUGAGUUAGGGAGCCAUAGCCACAAACAAGACUUCAAGGGGCUCAGUUUGCCCCUUGGAGCCUGUGCUCCCCCAGUGUACAGAGAAGCAGUGGACGGCCCUCCCCAGGACGCUGGGUCACGUCAGGGCAGCCCAGAUGCCCGCACAAGCCCGGCAGGCCAGCCUGAGCACCCUGCUGACUCUUCAGAGCAGGCUCUCUGGGAGGGGUCCCCAGCCAUGGAACUCUACUUCCUGCCGGACAGCCAGACACAGGAUGCCCUGGAAGCCCCUGGUUUUGAAGCCCCACCUGAACAGUUGUCUCCUGCAGGGAGCGGGUUGGACCCUUGCUGGCCUGGCACCAGCCCACGUGCCGACGGAGGCUCCCUUGCUGAGGCCCAGCCAAGGACCCGAAUGGGGAUCAAGACCUGCGAAGCCGCCAGGAUGGAGGAUGCAACAGACACCGUGCGAGGCCUCGUCAUCGAGCUCUCCAACCUGAACCGGCUGAUCAUGAGCGCCCACCGGGACCUGGAGGCCUUCAAGCGCCUCAACUACUACCAGAAAGCAAAGCCGGCAGGGAAGGCCCCUGCACCCUACACACCAAAGGGGGCUGGGAAUCUCCCUCGAGGGGAGCAGUCCUGGAGGGACUCGUAGGUGUGUGUGUGUGUGCUCGUACAGGCUCGCCGGCCCCCAGAAGUGCCUGAUGUUCCUGCCAAACAGCUGGAAACAAUCUCUCAGCAGACUCCGGAAAGCCUGCUGGCCCCUGUGUGC
Molecule: messenger RNA, 2133 nt
Organism: Balaenoptera ricei (Rice's whale)
Lineage: Eukaryota; Metazoa; Chordata; Mammalia; Artiodactyla; Balaenopteridae
Gene: BRME1
Product: break repair meiotic recombinase recruitment factor 1
Exons: 8
Coding region: 1-2016 (671 amino acids)
Biological process (GO): double-strand break repair involved in meiotic recombination
Source: RefSeq, a predicted model, not a curated record